This is a messenger RNA of Mycetomoellerius zeteki, 1807 nucleotides long. RefSeq names its product defective in cullin neddylation 1 domain containing SCCRO3 (gene SCCRO3). Gene Ontology annotation, cellular component: ubiquitin ligase complex. Gene Ontology annotation, biological process: protein neddylation. The record is from RefSeq and is a predicted model, not a curated record. Gene Ontology annotation, molecular function: cullin family protein binding; ubiquitin conjugating enzyme binding; ubiquitin-like protein binding. The transcript is spliced from 4 exons. The coding region runs from base 586 to 1578 and encodes 330 amino acids. NCBI's taxonomy places the organism in Eukaryota, Metazoa, Arthropoda, Insecta, Hymenoptera, Formicidae.
ACCAUCGAGACGUUGCUUGAAGCUCGAUGGUGAAGCGUGGAUAAGCGUGAGUGAAUACAUCGCAGCGUCAUAUCGGUCUGUGUCGAAAUUACGUUGACUGCUGUUGGCUGUGAUUGCCAGCUCGAUCACGAUCGUGGAUGAGCGUCUCGCACGCUUGGAAUGAGAUCGCCGUUGUCGCACAGUCUCACCGGGUUACGACAUCGUUGCAAAUGACGCAGGCUCCGCUACCAGGUUGCGGAAUUCCAUUCCGCUGGACACUCGUCUCUUCGAUUAGGAAAAAUGCUCUGUAAAAAAUAGGGGACAUGAGGAGUAACGCGACGGUCUUUCGUCGUUGAUCCGUCGCUAGGACAACGUAUUUUAGGAAAGGCGCACGACACCGAUGCUGGGUGCAUUCUACUUUCUUCACUACUCGAAAGAUCUAUGAAUACGAUCGACACGACGUAUUGUCUCGCGACAAGUCUCAAGCGAGGAUCGAGGAACCAUAACGGAUAUGUAACAAUAAGCUUUCCAUCAAGACUGCCAAUGUAAGACUGAAUUACUGAUGCAUGGCAUAAUUAUCUUUGAUGUCAAGUACGGUCAGCAUCAAUGGGAAACUGUUUUUCGUGCUUCAAGGUGCCACUUCCACCAUCGACCAGUACUGAUCACACGAUUGUAUUGGAGCACAAAGACGAUACCAUGGAACUCAGAGGUUUGUUUCCAAAUUCUUGCCAACAAUCCAGUUCUUUUGUGCCUGAAACACAUGCAAAUGGGAACAGAAAAUCCACAAGUAUGCUACCGACGUUUAAUAAUGUAGGUUCGGAUAAUUGCGGAUCUGUACCUAAUGUACAAAGUAAUCUGCGUUUAUCGCGAGGGUUCUAUGCGCGAUUACAGCCAUUAGGACGAUCCAAUACAUCAUCGGGUCUUAAUUUAAGUACCGAAACUAGGCAGCAAAGGGAACCAUCAGAGAGCAAACUAAACGCCCUUUUUGACCAAUACAAGGAUCCUCAUGAAGAUGUAAUACUAGCUGAUGGUAUAGAAAGACUCUGUAAUGAUUUACAAUUAUCACCCGAUGAAUUUAAAGUACUUGUGCUUGCAUGGAAGUUAAAUGCAGAGCAAAUGUGCCAAUUCACGCGCCAGGAGUUUGUCACGGGAUUAAAAACGAUGAAGGUCGACAGUAUACGUGGUAUACAGGCACGAUUGCCUGAGAUCGUUCAAGAAUUAACGAUCAAUAGUGAUUUGUUCAAGGAUCUCUAUCGAUUCACAUUCCGAUUUGGCCUCGAUGUGACAUCUGGUCAAAGAAUCUUACCAGUUGAUAUGGCAAUCGAUCUUUGGAGACUCGUCUUUACGAUACGUGAACCUCCGCUCUUAACGCGAUGGCUAAACUUUCUAGAAUGUCAUCAUAUCCGGGGAAUACCUAGGGACACUUGGAAUAUGUUUCUAAACUUUGCCGAGAGCAUCGGAGACGAUCUAGGUGCUUAUGAUGAUGCAGAAGCGUGGCCAAGCUUAUUUGAUGACUUUGUAGAGUAUGAAAACGACCAAAUGAACCAAAAUAUCACUAAAGAUGACAUUAUGAAAGAUACUUCUAUCGACAAAGCUUAAUAUUCUUAUUCUAAAACAAAUGACAGUGAGAAGCGAAAGGUAUUAUCUUAAAUCUUUCAACAGGUUCAUUUGACAUUAUCCUGCGAUCAACAGUUUAUUCUUAUCACUGAUCGAGGAAGCGAUAUUCCUAAUUAUUAUUGACAGCCUUUGUUUAGAUCUAUUUGUUAUUGCGUCAUUUUGUUUGUAUUCGGUAUUCUACUUCCUAAUGUAAAUAUAGCUGAUGAUUUUG